AUGGCUCACUAUGCUCCCGUCACAGCAGAAUGGCAUCCUUCGCUUGCGAACCAACAUCGCAGCAAUCUGCUCAGUCAUGGCAAGCGAAGGGCCGAAGACGAACUCGAGUCUCAAUCCAACAUCUCGUCGCAUUUCAAGAAACUCCGGCUGAACCAAGCCAACAACAGCCAUAGUAAUGCACUCUCACACCAAUAUUCACAACCCUCCGCGUUCACUCCUUCAGUUGCGCCUUCGUCGCCUUCUCAGGUCCAACAGAUCCGACUGAGUCCGCCGACCAGCCCUUCGACAGUCUCAUUCCGCCCGCACAUCGCCAACACCGAUGCUCGACCCGCUCUCCCUCUUCCCACGUCCAUUCAACUCGAUUAUGGACCGCCUCCUCCGCCGCAUCCUACACCCGUACCUCAGAUGUCUAUAAAGCCACCAACGCUCCCGGAUGCGGACUUCAUGACCGUCGACGACACCCCUCACAGGAUAAUCAUCCACGACCUAGAAUCAGAAAUUGCCCAAAUCGAAGCCGAGGAAGCCGCCCACAACGCCACAAUCUUCCUCUCGGAUAUAGACAAACAGGUGUCGCGUGUGCCACAGAAGCUGCUCGAAACCCGGAACCACGAUCGACUUCCUCAACCUGCGGGGCUGCCACCCGAGAAUCUAAAUACAGCGUUGGUACUAUACCGAGAUCCAAGUAGCAUAUCCGUGCCGGAGGAGGAUGACGUGGUCAGGAAGACCAUCAUUGAGGCGAGACGGAGGGCGAGAGAGAAGACGGCCGAGGAACAGAGAGAAAAGGAAAGGAGGGAAGCGCAAGCCAGGGCUCUACAACUUGACCAAAAGAGCGUGGAAUGGGACGAUGCAAUGACAGACAAUUCCUUCCAUGGAGGGGGAAUGGUGGAUGACGAUGUAGAUGCAAUGGAAAUAGAAUAG
Messenger RNA from Fonsecaea multimorphosa CBS 102226, 918 nucleotides. RefSeq lists its product as uncharacterized. NCBI's taxonomy places the organism in Eukaryota, Fungi, Ascomycota, Eurotiomycetes, Chaetothyriales, Herpotrichiellaceae. The record is from RefSeq and is a predicted model, not a curated record. The transcript has a single exon. Bases 1 to 918 code for a protein of 305 amino acids.